Molecule: messenger RNA, 3679 nt
Organism: Paramecium primaurelia
Lineage: Eukaryota; Ciliophora; Oligohymenophorea; Peniculida; Parameciidae
Source: the annotation of a GenBank genome assembly
AUGGAGAAAAUAUCCUAAAAAUAUCUUGCAUCAUUUGAUACUAAUAAAGUGUAGAUGGUUUAUGAUGGAUAUAAUUUGAACAAAGAAAAAAGAUUCAAUAAUUAAGAUAUUAAAAACAAUUCAAUCUUGAAAUUCAUAAAUAUGAAUUAUAUAUAUCCUCCAAAAUGGGAAAUCUAUAUUAAAACAUUAACUGGGAAAACAAUAACUUUAGAUAUGGAAGAUUUGAACAUGAAGGUUGCUGAUAUUAAAGAGAAAAUACAUGUUUAAUUAGGUAUGCUCCCAAUUGAAUAAAGAAUUAUUUUUCAAGGGAAACAAUUAUAGGAUGAAAAACUUAUUAUUUAAUACAAUAUACAACCUGAAAGUACUUUGCAUCUAAUAAAGAGAUUAAAGGGUGGUGGGGGUGGGGUGCCUAUAAUUUCUUAGAUUUUAGAUUUAUAUUGUGUUAUUUCAAGAUUAUGGGGUUGUUUUCCUGGAUAUGCUCCAAUUAAACUUUUUAAUGGAACUACAAAAAUAAUAAAAGAUAUUGAAUUAGGUGAUAUUGUUAUGUGUUAUGAUUUUGAAUAAAAACAAUUCAAAUAGUCUAUUGUUGUGUUUAAGAAAAUAUCAACUGAUAAAUAAAAAUUAAUUGAGAUUAUUUGUCAGAAUGGUAGAAUUGUUUGUACUCCAAAUCAUCCUGUUUACACUUAAACUGGAUGGAAGGCAUUAUAACCACAUCCAAAUUUUUGUAUUGAAAAAUUAAAUGAAAGUGAUCUUCUAUUUGAUUCUAAUGGAUAAUUUGUUAAUAUUGUUUAAAUAAAUGAAGUAAGAGAAACAGAAUUUGUUUAUAAUAUUACAACAUAAUAUCCUAAUAAUUUUAUUGCUUUUAACUUUUUAGUACACAAUAUGAAUAAAUUAUUAGUAGAAAUUGAAAAUAAAAAGGAAGAAUUUGAAGUAUUACCAAAUUAUUUAAUUCAACACAUAAAAUCGAUAAUCGAAAAGCAUAAAGGAAUACCUGCUUAAUCAUAAUAAUUAUAUUAUAAAGGAAUAUUAAUGAAUGAUAAUUAUGCAUUAGAAGAUUAUCAUCUUUAAUUUGAUGGAACUGUACCUGAAGUUUUGGUAUUAAAAGUUAUUAAAUAAUCUUAAGGAGAAAAAUAAGCCAUUGAUUAAAAUACUAAUGAAAAUAUUUCUAUAAUAGCAAACAAUUAAUCAUAUCUAUUAACAGUUGAUAAGAAGUAAAAUUUAGGAAAUAUCAGAUAGCUUUUAGAGAUUUUGGAAUCUAAAUAAUAUAUUGAAACAUCAUUAAUAUUAUGUAAUGGAAAUCCUUUAAUUUCUUAUGAUGCUACUACACCACUAACAGAUGUUUAAAGUAUUUUCUUUAUUGAUAAACAUUCUGGAGGACUUCCAAUAAAAUUUACUAUAGAGAUAUAUAAUUAAAAACUUGAAAAUGUAUCAUAACUUAAAGAUUCUUUAUAAUUUUUAGGUAAUUCUUAAAUUAAUGAAUUUAUUUAAACAAAUCUGGAAGAAAUAAAUGGAAAUGAAUAAAAGAAAUAAAUUUAUUAAUAAAUUCCUCUUCAUANCAAUUGAAUAAAGAAUUAUUUUUCAAGGGAAACAAUUAUAGGAUGAAAAACUUAUUAUUUAAUACAAUAUACAACCUGAAAGUACUUUGCAUCUAAUAAAGAGAUUAAAGGGUGGUGGGGGUGGGGUGCCUAUAAUUUCUUAGAUUUUAGAUUUAUAUUGUGUUAUUUCAAGAUUAUGGGGUUGUUUUCCUGGAUAUGCUCCAAUUAAACUUUUUAAUGGAACUACAAAAAUAAUAAAAGAUAUUGAAUUAGGUGAUAUUGUUAUGUGUUAUGAUUUUGAAUAAAAACAAUUCAAAUAGUCUAUUGUUGUGUUUAAGAAAAUAUCAACUGAUAAAUAAAAAUUAAUUGAGAUUAUUUGUCAGAAUGGUAGAAUUGUUUGUACUCCAAAUCAUCCUGUUUACACUUAAACUGGAUGGAAGGCAUUAUAACCACAUCCAAAUUUUUGUAUUGAAAAAUUAAAUGAAAGUGAUCUUCUAUUUGAUUCUAAUGGAUAAUUUGUUAAUAUUGUUUAAAUAAAUGAAGUAAGAGAAACAGAAUUUGUUUAUAAUAUUACAACAUAAUAUCCUAAUAAUUUUAUUGCUUUUAACUUUUUAGUACACAAUAUGAAUAAAUUAUUAGUAGAAAUUGAAAAUAAAAAGGAAGAAUUUGAAGUAUUACCAAAUUAUUUAAUUCAACACAUAAAAUCGAUAAUCGAAAAGCAUAAAGGAAUACCUGCUUAAUCAUAAUAAUUAUAUUAUAAAGGAAUAUUAAUGAAUGAUAAUUAUGCAUUAGAAGAUUAUCAUCUUUAAUUUGAUGGAACUGUACCUGAAGUUUUGGUAUUAAAAGUUAUUAAAUAAUCUUAAGGAGAAAAAUAAGCCAUUGAUUAAAAUACUAAUGAAAAUAUUUCUAUAAUAGCAAACAAUUAAUCAUAUCUAUUAACAGUUGAUAAGAAGUAAAAUUUAGGAAAUAUCAGAUAGCUUUUAGAGAUUUUGGAAUCUAAAUAAUAUAUUGAAACAUCAUUAAUAUUAUGUAAUGGAAAUCCUUUAAUUUCUUAUGAUGCUACUACACCACUAACAGAUGUUUAAAGUAUUUUCUUUAUUGAUAAACAUUCUGGAGGACUUCCAAUAAAAUUUACUAUAGAGAUAUAUAAUUAAAAACUUGAAAAUGUAUCAUAACUUAAAGAUUCUUUAUAAUUUUUAGGUAAUUCUUAAAUUAAUGAAUUUAUUUAAACAAAUCUGGAAGAAAUAAAUGGAAAUGAAUAAAAGAAAUAAAUUUAUUAAUAAAUUCCUCUUCAUAGCAUUAUUGCUAUCAGAUUAUAUACAAGUAAUUUAAUCUAUUAAAAGUUAAAUAAUGAUCUAAGAACAUCAGAAUAUCAAAGUUGGAAGAAAUAUUUAAAAUGUUUAAUGGAAGGAUUUCGACUUUUGAAAUAUUAUAAAGGUGUUGCAUAUCGAGGAUUUAAAGAUUAUUAAAAUACUAUAAUAUAUCAAAAGGGAAAAACUGUAUAAUGGAAUGAGGUUAGUAGUGCUUCUUUAAAUAAGAAAGUUGCUUAAAAUUUUAGUAAUAAUAAAGGCAUGAUUUUUAAUGUUGAACUUAUAAGUGCCAAAGAUAUAUCCAAUAUUUCUCUUUUUUAAGGAGAAGAAGAGGUAAUAAUGUAUCCCUUUUCAACUUUUGUAAUUGAUGAAAUUCAUGUUAAUCCCAAUUAACCUCAUAUCGUAACUAUGAGAGAAUUACCAUUACCCAGAUCAGAGAAUGUGUUACUUUGGGUGGAUGAUAAUCCUUAAAAUAAUUAUGACAAUGCCGUAGAAAUAGAAAGAUAAAAUAAUAAAAUUUCAAUUAUAUUCUGUACUUCAACUAAAGAUGCAAUUCAAAUUAUCUAAAAAUAUAAAUGGCUCAUAUAUUUAGCUUAAUCUUAAUUUAGAGUAGUUAGUGAUAUGGUAAGAAUAGAAGAAGGUUAAAUGAAUUAUAAUGCAGGUAUAGAUUUAUUAUGUCAUUUAUAUUAAAAAAUGAAGUACAAAAAUCAUACUCUUAUUUUUUGUGGAGAUUAGUAGAGAGCUUAAGGAGAAUGUAAAAAGCGAAAUCUUCAAGGAAAUUUUGAAGUUACAAGUAAUGUACAAGUGUUGAAGAAGUUUCUUUAAUUUAAUUGA